CUUUUAGAAGAGGUGAUCACUGAACCAAAAAAGAAUAUAGACAGUUGGGGGGUUGUAAUGAAAAUGAAAUCCAUUCCAGAAGGUUUUCAAUUACCAUCUGCUUUUGGUCUUGAAAGUACUCUUGAAGCAAACUUGCGACCUAUGGAAGGUGACAAAAAAUUUCAUGCAACAUUUUGGAACUACUUUAUUAUUGGAUUGGAUGCUGAAGAAUCUUUGGAGAAAAAUGAUGAAUGUUGUCGUUAUUUUAAGCCUUGGCCAAGGAACAUUGUUCUACCUAUUUGCAUUAAAACCAAAGAUCAACAAGGAGAGUGGAAGGAAAUAAGCAUACCCCACAGCAUUAGGCCAAUCGUUUGCCUUAACUUGCCUUGCUUUCCUGAUAGACCAAAUGUAAAAAAAAAAUAUAAGAACUUUAAAGAUCCUUUUGUAAACGAUGAGCUUCUUGAAGUUAUUUGUUUUAGAGAUGCAUGGCAUGGAGAUGAUUUUCUUCCUUCCAAAGAUCGAGGGGAAUGUCUUGCACAGGUAGGAACAAUCCAGUUUGAGCUUUACAAUAGUGCAGUCAGCCACAUCCAUAUGAGCAUUGAUGGGAAUAGAUGGAAACACCCUCUCCCCAUUGAGGAUGACAAUAAGGUGAUUGAGAUUUAUCAUUCAGGAAAAACAAAAGUGUGUGUAAAUUCCAAUUCAAAAUGCAAAUUCAAACAGCUUCAUAGGAGAAUGUCUUUAGAAGAGCCGAGGAGUAUUUUCAGCUCCAUGGUAUAAUAAUCUAGUUGAAUUACUUUAGUAGCAAGUAAAUAUUUAGAUAAUUGCGAUCCAGCUAAGUAGACGGAGAUAAUUGUUUUUCAUUUCAUAAAUUUUGAUGGGAAAAAGAAUUUUAUUUUCUUGAUCCUUAU
Molecule: messenger RNA, 887 nt
Organism: Vitis riparia (riverbank grape)
Lineage: Eukaryota; Viridiplantae; Streptophyta; Magnoliopsida; Vitales; Vitaceae
Product: diacylglycerol kinase 5-like
Exons: 8
Coding region: 58-756 (232 amino acids)
Molecular function (GO): ATP-dependent diacylglycerol kinase activity
Source: RefSeq, a predicted model, not a curated record